Akanthomyces muscarius is the source of this 1635-nucleotide messenger RNA. RefSeq lists its product as uncharacterized. NCBI's taxonomy places the organism in Eukaryota, Fungi, Ascomycota, Sordariomycetes, Hypocreales, Cordycipitaceae. Bases 1 to 1635 code for a protein of 544 amino acids. The record is from RefSeq and is a predicted model, not a curated record. Gene Ontology annotation, molecular function: flavin adenine dinucleotide binding; oxidoreductase activity, acting on the CH-CH group of donors; heme binding. Gene Ontology annotation, cellular component: intracellular membrane-bounded organelle; membrane. The transcript has a single exon.
AUGUCCAAGACAUUCACCGUCAGCGACGUCGCCACGCACAACAAGGCCGACAACCUCUACAUCAUUGUCGACGGCGACGUCUACGAUGUCACCAAGUUCCAGGAUGACCACCCGGGCGGCAAGAAGAUCCUGCAGCGCGUCGGUGGCAAGGACGCUUCUAAGCAGUUCUGGAAGUACCACAACGAGGGCAUCCUGAAGAAGUGGCACGGCCGCCUGCACGUCGGCUCCCUCGACACCAAGCCCAAGCCCAAGCCCGCGCCGGAGCCCGUCGCGGAGCCGUCCCCCAAGACGGUCGCCGCCACCCAGAAGGAGGUGUCGCGCGCCGGCCACGAGGAGGAAAACGCCGACGCCCUCGAGCCCUUUGGCGCCCAGAUCCCCUUUGGCGACCCCGGCUGGUACCAGGGCCAGCACUCGCCCUACUUCAACGAGACGCACGCGGCCCUGCGCGCCGAGGUGCGCGAGUGGGUGGACAAUGAGCUCGAGCCCAACGUCACCGAGUGGGAUGAGGCCAAGCGCGUGCCCGAGGAGGUGUACAAGGAGAUGGGCCGCCGCGGCUACCUCGCCGGCCUGCUGGGCGUCAAGUACCCGACCGAGUACGCCAGCGGCGUCAAGUCGGUCGCGCCCGAGAAGUGGGAUCUCUUCCACGAGAUGCUGCUGACCGACGAGCUGUGCCGCACCGGCUCCGGCGGCUUCAUCUGGAACCUGAUUGGCGGCUACGGCAUCGGCGCGCCGCCCGUCAUGAAGUUUGGCCAGCAGGCCCUCAAGGACCGCGUCCUGCCGGGUCUUCUGAGCGGCGACAAGCGCAUCUGCCUCGCCAUCACCGAGCCCGACGCCGGCUCCGACGUCGCCAACCUGACGUGCGAGGCCAAGCUCAGCGAGGACGGCAAGCACUUCAUCGUCAACGGCGAGAAGAAGUGGAUCACCAACGGCAUCUGGGCCGACUACUUCACGACGGCGGUGCGCACGGGCGGGCCCGGCAUGAACGGCGUCUCGCUGCUGCUGAUUGAGCGCACCGAGGGCGUCAGCACGCGCCGCAUGGACUGCCAGGGCGUGUGGUCCUCGGGCACGACGUACGUGACCUUUGAGGACGUCAAGGUGCCCGUCGAGAACCUGCUCGGCAAGCAGAACCAGGGCUUCCGCGUCAUCAUGUCCAACUUUAACCACGAGCGCAUCGGCAUCAUCAUCCAGUCGCUGCGCUUCUCGCGCGUGCUCUUCGAGGAGUCGGUCAAGUACGCCAAUAAGCGACGCACCUUUGGCAAGAAGCUCAUCGACCACCCCGUCAUCCGCAUGAAGCUCGCCCACAUGGCCCGCCAGGUCGAGGCCUCGUACAACUGGCUCGAGAACGUCGUCUACCAGUGCGAGCGCAUGCCCGACACCGAGGCCAUGCUGCGCCUCGGCGGGCCCAUUGCCGGCCUCAAGGCCCAGUCGACGCUGACCUUCGAGUUUUGCGCCCGCGAGGCGAGCCAGAUCUUUGGCGGUCUGUCGUACUCGCGCGGCGGCCAGGGCGCCAAGGUCGAGCGCCUGUACCGCGACGUCCGCGCUUAUGCCAUUCCCGGUGGCAGCGAGGAGAUUAUGCUGGAUCUCAGCAUGAGGCAGAGCAUGCGUGUGGCCAAGGCCAUGGGCAUGAAGCUGUAA